AGCUGACUCAGGAACUGGACGACCAAACCUUGGGCGAGCGUUGGUGGACCCCGCUCUUAAAAGGGCGAUGCAGGCUUCUGUUCGGCGUGAGAAGAGGCGCCUGCUGGACGCACGCCGCGGGAAAUGUCGCGUGCGUCUGGGCAGCCAUUUGGAUGAAUGGUGUGCACUUAAAGACCGCUUAGGAUUCACCUUACACUCUGAAGUUGCCAAGUUUCUUUUGGACAGCUAUAGAUUAUCAGUCGACCCAGAAACCACAGCAUCUCUUCUGUCAGUUUCUCUGAGCUCUCUUCAACGACUGGCAUUGUUAUGUCACCAACAUGGCAGAUACUGCCCUUGCUCCCCCUCUGUAAUUUCUCAUUCCCUCCAUGUGGGGACAAAGGAGUUGUCAGUGUUUUUGUGGGGAUGCAGAGAAGACCAUCAGUUUCAAUGGGAUCCACAGGCAGAUGGCUCAGAAAAAGAAAGAGACAGUAAUAAACAGAACAGGUUGUCUGAUAGUGUAGGUGUUAAACCUACAACCAUUGAAGACCAGGUGACACAAUGUGAUAAUGGUAUUGUACAGGAAGGGUGGCACAGUAGCACAGAAGCCCCAGCUAAGAUUGGAGAGGGGAAGUCUGGAAAGCUUAGUAGACAGAAAGUAUGUAUAAAACUGCAUCCUGAAACUCAUAACCCAGAAAGAGGAAAUGAGACUGAGAAUACACAUGAAAACCAAUGGAGCAAUCCACAAACAGUAGCUGAGAACUUCGAAAGAGAUGAAAGGGAACAUGGAAGGCCAUCAGAAAAAACAGAGAAAGGGAGAGUACACGCACUCACUGAGAACUUGGAGCCACUGAAGAGUGUCAUAUGUGAAGAAACAGACCAACGAAGCUCAGGGAUUAACAAGACCGUGCAACAAACUGAAAAUAUACCCUCUGGAGAGUAUACAGGCCCGCAUUUGCCAGAUGGGAUUAGUAGCCCUAAUGAAACACAAUUGAACAUUUUUGAAGGACAUCUUCAGAGUCCUGCAGGUGCUGCAAUCCAUGGAAACCCAGGAAGUCCUUGCACACAGGACCCCGCUGCUUCAGGGCCUACAGAUGAACUAAUUAAUCAAGAAACCAGGCACAGUAUAGGAAACAGCCCACUAAGUCAGCAACAGGGAGAGGCUCCAGAUAGGAAGCACCUAAAACAGGCAGUGACUGAAUGCCUAAGCAAGAACAAAUGGUUAAAGAGAACUCGAAGUAGAAGCCUUUCAGAUUGGGACCAUGAUACUUCUCCCGAGAAUACUAAAAUAUCAGCUAAGACUUGUCAAAUGGAAGUGAACUCUGACAAGGUUGUUGAGAAGCAAGAUACGUUUCCAGAUUCUGCUUUAAUGGUGGAUUCAGAGAGCCACAAAGAAAGUUCAGGAAGCACAAAGGUAAAAAGUCAUUCUAUGGACAGCAGUGUACAGAGCCAUUCCAGGACCAGGCCACAUGUUGAGGAGGUGGAACAAAUCUGCAAUAAGAAGAUAAAGCAAGUGACUGAUAACAGCAUGAAGGCUGAUCCUCAGGAACUCUUUCUGUGUGAAUUUGCUGACUGUGGGAAAAUCUUCUCUAAGCGGCAAUAUCUGAAUCACCACCAGAAAUACCAGCACGUGAAUCAGCGCACAUUCCGUUGUUCUGAUCCAAAGUGUGGGAGGUCGUUUAACUUUAAGAAACACCUCAAGGAGCAUGAGAAGAAGCACAGUGAUCGUCGGGACUUUAUCUGUGAAUUCUGUGCCCGUGCUUUCCGUACUAACAGUAACCUCAUAAUCCAUCGACGCAUUCACACCGGGGAGAAACCCCUUCAGUGCGAGUUCUGUGGUUUCACAUGUAGACAAAAAGCGUCCCUGAACUGGCACAUGAAGAAACAUGAUGCUGACUCUCUCUACCAGUUCCCGUGUGAUAUUUGUGGUCAGCGUUUUGAGAAGAGAGACAACCUUGCUGCUCACAGGAGUCGCAAGCAUCCAGAGCCAAGAGAUGCAAUACCAAUAGAUCCUACCGAUCAAAGCAGUCCUUGUCAGAAUCCCCCUUUUUGCAAAUCUGUACUUCCAGACAUAGUACCCACACAUACGGAAGAGGAGAUUACAGAGGCAUGUCCAGAGACUAUUAAAGAUACCAUUUUACCAGAGACUCCUGACCAGGCAGAGAAUGCAACAGGCAGCUCCUUAUCAGAAAUAUCUCUGGUGAUUAUCUUGUAAAGGUUUGUGAUAAUUUAUUAAAGUGUUAUUACUCCUAUCAGAAA
This is a messenger RNA of Spea bombifrons (plains spadefoot toad), 2235 nucleotides long. Its product is annotated as zinc finger protein 692-like. Gene Ontology annotation, cellular component: kinetochore; chromosome. NCBI's taxonomy places the organism in Eukaryota, Metazoa, Chordata, Amphibia, Anura, Pelobatidae. Gene Ontology annotation, biological process: regulation of transcription by RNA polymerase II. The transcript is spliced from 13 exons. The record is from RefSeq and is a predicted model, not a curated record. The coding region runs from base 68 to 2191 and encodes 707 amino acids. Gene Ontology annotation, molecular function: chromatin insulator sequence binding.